Molecule: messenger RNA, 1259 nt
Organism: Lobosporangium transversale
Lineage: Eukaryota; Fungi; Mortierellomycota; Mortierellomycetes; Mortierellales; Mortierellaceae
Exons: 4
Coding region: 1-768 (255 amino acids)
Source: RefSeq, a predicted model, not a curated record
AUGGGUGGCAAGAAUCCAAUAGCUGGCUGUUUUCUUCUUGUAGGAACUGGACCUGGCCUGCAUGAGUUGAUGAAAGCUAAAGGGGCAAAUUUGCUCGUUCCACGGUCGUUCUCUGUGUGGCUGCUGGAAAUCGUGUCGAACGAGGCUCUCACACCCGCGCCAAAGAAGCUUGGGGACAUAUUUAAUUCUGAACUUCCAGAGGAAACUAUCCAUGCUUUUGUCAAGCCACCACAGCAAGGCCGAGAUCAGCUAAUGGAGGCAAUUAAUGCGGCAGGACUUACCCAAAAGGGUUUAAUAAACGGCGCCCCACGUCUCCGUGCCCUUAUGAGUAAAGAGCUGGUUUCAAUACUUAAAAAUGUUGGCAUCAUGGUGAGAGAGGAAGACCACUACUAUUCAAUACCCCAAAUGGCCACCUCUCUCCAAAACGCAUCAUUUCAAGAAAUCGACGUGAUAUCCAGCCCUUUGGGGAUAAGAUUUCCUAUGCUCAAGAUGCCAGAUUUGUACGUAAGAUCAGCUUUCAAAGAACUCUACGAUGAGAACAUCAAGAAGUUUGGUGUAGACAGAGAUAUAAAGGCCGAAGACCCCCAAAUGGUUCUCACAAGGACAGUCGUCAACAGCCCACCAGCACCAAGGCUCUUGACUGCCAGGACUAUCUUUUCAGUGUCUCCAAAAACUUUUAAUUCUGACAACAAUCUGUAUCAAGAAAUCGAGGAGGAAGUCCCAUGGAAAUACUACAUGGCACCGUGGGAUCUAGAUGAGCUGAAAUAAUGCAGAGACAAGGUUGAAACCUUUCAUAAGGUCCCGGAAGAUCUUAUGGAACUCCUGUAUGAGAUGAUUGGUGGACUCCCCAGAGGAUCGUUGUAAAAAUGAAGCGAGAGCAAAAGCAGAAAGCAGUGCACUUGAGCGCGUUAAUGAAGCCCUUGACAAGCUCAUGAACCCAUUGAAGAUACUUCAAAACUUUGAACAAAAUAAGGGUUCACUAUAUUACAUCAGCUGUCUUCUUCACCAUUAUCCGACAGAAGAUAAUCGCUGCUUUAAGGCUAGGAACUUUGAUGACAAUACUGAAAUAACCAUCGAUAUCGAAGCUAGCCUGAAGGUUGAAUGGUUCAAUACUCUUGGGUGUUACAAGGACAAGAAACAAGGGUCGCUAUGGAUCCCAAAUAGUAAGACCUUUGCCUGUGUGGAAAUGUUAAUUGCUCCGAACUAUCACCUUCAAGUUACGACGAACAAGGAUCAUCAAUACCGUAAAUUAGACAAAU